GCCCCGGCCGCGGCCCCGCCACACGCCUCCCGGAGCGCCGCCGGCGCGCAGCGCGGCCCCGAGCGCAGGAAACUACAAGAGAAGAAGUUGAAUGUUUGUUUCAGCUGAAGAGGAUCUUUCCCUAGUGGGAAAAGGUGCAAAAGAGAAGCGGGAAUGUUGCCGGGAGGUGUGUACCUGACAGGAAGCUGUGACUAGCACUGUGAUUGCCAACAGGAGGCAAAACAUCCCAGCCAAUGUGAGUCUGCCCCACAGUGCCCUUGGGUGUCUGCUGCCUGCUGGACUCUGGGCUGGGGAGCACUGGAUGUCUGCCUGAGAGAUUCUUCUGUUCAUUUGCCUGCUGGCGUUUGGGUGACUCUGCCUCUGGUUGAUCCGCGUGGCUGGGGUUGGCACUCCCUGGUUCCUUCCCUGGGCACUUGCUGCUGUGAGGGCCUUGGGCAGCCAUGGGGGGAGGCUGGUGCGUGUGAGCAGUCCCUGCCCCCCGGCAGCCGUGGGCCCCGCGCCCCUCGCAGCUCCCGGCGUCGUGGUGCCUCAGUGCUCCGCAGAUAUGAACGCUGAGCUUUUCCGGCACGUUCCCACGUUGGCCUGGUCGUUCUCACCAUGCUAGUGAAGGAAGACUUCUACUCAGACGUAGCUUACAUCAUCCUGGAGCUGGUCAUCGCGGUGCUGGCCAUCCUGGGGAACAUCCUGGUCUGCUGGGCGGUCUAUUUGAACAGCAACCUGCAGAACGUCACCAACUAUUUUGUGGUGUCCCUGGCCGCAGCCGACAUCGCCGUGGGUGUGCUGGCCAUCCCCUUUGCCAUCACCAUCAGCACUGGCUUCUGUGCCUUCUUCUAUGGCUGCCUUUUCAUUGCCUGCUUCGUCCUGGUCCUGACUCAGAGUUCCAUCUUCAGCCUCCUGGCCAUCGCCAUCGACAGAAUCAUUGCGAUCCGCAUACCCCUCAGGUACAAUGGCUUGGUGACCGGCUCUCGAGCCAAAGGGAUCAUUGCCAUCUGCUGGGUCUUGUCCUUCAUCAUCGGCCUGACGCCCAUGCUGGGCUGGAACAGGCGUGCUGAGAUCGAAGAGCUGGGCUCCAAUAAGUCCUCUCCCAUCAACUGCAGCAACAGUAUGGUGGUGUGUCUCUUUGAGGCUGUGGUCACCAUGGAGUACAUGGUCUACUACAACUUCUUUGCCUGUGUGCUCUUGCCCCUUCUCCUCAUGUUUGGUAUCUACUUGAAAAUCUUCAUGGCGGCGCGGCGGCAGCUCAAGCAGAUGGAGAACAAGAUGCUACACGGGGAACGUUCUCGCUCCACGUUGCAGAAGGAAGUCCACGCUGCUAAGUCUCUGGCCAUCAUUGUAGGGCUCUUUGCAGUCUGCUGGCUUCCACUACACAUUAUUAACUGCUUUACCCUCUUCUGCCCAAAUUGUGCCCACGCUCCCCUGUGGCUGAUGUAUCUGGCUAUUAUCCUGUCUCACGCCAACUCGGUUGUCAAUCCCCUGAUCUACGCGUACCGCAUCCGCGAGUUCCGGCACACCUUCCGCAGGAUCAUCAGCCAGCACAUCCUGGGCCGCAAGGAGCCGUUCAAGGGCAGCUGCAGGACUUCCACGCACGGCGGGGACGCCGAGCACGCCAGCGUGCGCCUCAGCCAGUACGGCCUGGAGCUGUACACCAACGGCGAGAUCCACAGGGAUCCCGAGAAACAGGACUUGAACAAGUGCAAAGCCAGCUUGGAAUGGCACCAGAAUGGAAACGCUCUGGAGGCGGAGACAAACGGGCACCUGCCACACUCCUGCAAAAACGGGGCUCUCUCAGACGCGUGCAUGAACAGGGAGCUUCACGGUGAAGAGCUCAGCGACGCCGAGGUGUCUUUCUCAGAUCUAGAAAGAACGGCCUUUGCAGCAGCUGAUGUUUCCUGAUGAGGCUUUCAGAGUCUUCCUGGUAGAAUGGUUAUUUUUUUGUUCCAU
Colius striatus (speckled mousebird) is the source of this 1941-nucleotide messenger RNA. It is a transcript of the gene ADORA2A, whose product is annotated as adenosine A2a receptor. The record is from RefSeq and is a predicted model, not a curated record. Gene Ontology annotation, biological process: adenylate cyclase-activating G protein-coupled receptor signaling pathway; G protein-coupled adenosine receptor signaling pathway. Gene Ontology annotation, cellular component: membrane. Lineage: Eukaryota; Metazoa; Chordata; Aves; Coliiformes; Coliidae. The coding region runs from base 598 to 1893 and encodes 431 amino acids. The transcript is spliced from 3 exons. Gene Ontology annotation, molecular function: G protein-coupled adenosine receptor activity.